This is a messenger RNA of Gadus chalcogrammus (walleye pollock), 5599 nucleotides long. Its product is annotated as huntingtin-interacting protein 1-related protein-like. Gene Ontology annotation, biological process: clathrin coat assembly; actin filament organization; endocytosis. Gene Ontology annotation, cellular component: clathrin-coated vesicle; actin cortical patch. Gene Ontology annotation, molecular function: clathrin-cargo adaptor activity; phosphatidylinositol-3,4-bisphosphate binding; phosphatidylinositol-3,5-bisphosphate binding. The transcript is spliced from 32 exons. NCBI's taxonomy places the organism in Eukaryota, Metazoa, Chordata, Actinopteri, Gadiformes, Gadidae. The coding region runs from base 1482 to 4637 and encodes 1051 amino acids. The record is from RefSeq and is a predicted model, not a curated record.
AGGAUCGAGUGUUGUGGUAGAGGCGAGCUCAGUGGCCUUGAUGCUAGCCCUUUAUUCAAAUACAUUCCUGGUCGACGCCUGUUGUUAUUAAAUGAGGGCUUUUAUAGGGCUACUCCACUAGUUCCCUGGCAGUGCUUGUUCCAUUCAUCAAUUAGAUAUAGACAAAAAGUACAACAUUGAAAGAGAGAGAACUUUAAAGGGAAGGGAUGGAUUAGUUUGACAACAUUUUCAUGAGUGCACCUUCUGUGUGAUCCAAGAAGGAACUUUCUGAUGCAGAUGAGAAAAUGCUGAGUCAUGGAUUGUUGUCGCUAUGAUAGCGAGGAUGCAAGCUGCGCUCCGCAAGAGGGACAUUUAUUGUUCCAUUAGACGGAAGAUAUCCUUGUCAUUGACCCAAGCUAAAUAUUGCUGAUGCACACGGUGCGCUGAAGGACAUAUCUCUUUCUCCAUCUAUUCCUCCUCCUCUAUCUAUAGCCCUCUGCAUCUCUCCCCUGCUCCAGCCUCACCAUCACCUCACCUUGUUACACCCUGCAGGACGCCAAUGUCAAGUGGGCCCCUUGGCUCUGCUCUGUGUUUAGCGCCCUGCUGGUCUGAGGAAGCCCGUGAAGGAGAGCAAGAGGAAAGAGAGGGGGUUUACAAAUCCAGGAGACCCUUUGUUUAGUGAAUCAAACGUUGCUUAAUUUAUUUGACUCAUCGAACCAAGCACGAAUGGUUUAUGAGUUUUGUAGGGCCUGACAAUUAAACAAUUAUUUUUACAUAUAUAAUAUCCUUAUUUAGUUGAUUAUCAGUGUUAAUUAGUGAAAGAAAGGACCCCUGUGUUUUAUUUCCUUGUAUAUUCUCCAUCGUCGAUGUGUUGUAUGUGAUCUCACAAGAUUCACAUUCCAUGACAGCGUUUGACAACGUUUGUCCAUAGCAGCAGUUUUAGUUGGCAAUGGGGAAAGCUUCCGGGUUUCUAAAUGAGUGAAUAGAAUGAUAAACCAACAGAGCGAAGACGGGCAGAUUAAGAUGCUGACAAUAUGUAAUCAUCUGCUCAGCAACCAGGUUGUGCCCAACCUGACUUUACACACAAUACUUGUUAGUUUGACACACUUUACCAUCAUUCACACAUUUGAUAAUAACCUGUGAUUGAUAUUCAACAGACUUGCUGACACACACAAGUUAUCAAUAAUAAUUCAAUGUAUUUUUGAAAGGCAAAAACAAACAUGCUGAUUACAAAAAAAGUCACACAUUUAAACUUGUUUAAGCGGGCUUUGCAUGCGAGUCCUGAAUCUGUCUAGCAUUGCUCUCUGGAACUAGCAUUAGCCUCUUCUGCUGGGGUCACUCAUGUUGAUAUCUGUGACCUUGUCGCUGUGGGCAGCUAUGUUUAAUUACACUGAUAAGAGCCCGCAAUAUAAGUAGUUGUUGCGACCCGAGUGUCCAGUUUAAGAGCAGCAGCUCCUCUGAUACUUGCUUAGCGGCGGCCCAGGUGUGUCUGAUGAGGUGACAUGUCCAAACACAUGGAGACGCUGAGGAAAAACAAAGAGGACAAGCUCAGCAGCAUCAGCAAGGCCAUCAACUCCACCGAGGCGCCAGUCAAGGAGAAACAUGCUCGUCGCAUUAUACUGGGGACCCACAGGGAGAAGGGGGCCUACACCUUCUGGUCCUACGCCCUGGGCCUCCCUCUGGCCAGCAGCUCCAUCCUCAGCUGGAAGUUCUGCCACGUGCUGCACAAAGUACUACGAGACGGACACCAAAACAGUCUACAGGACUGUAUGAGGCACCACAGCAGUCUGAUUGAGAUUGGGCAGCUAUGGGGCAACCUCCACGACAAAUAUGGACAGCUGGUGGCUCUGUAUUCCAAGAUGCUGUGUACAAAGAUGGAGUUCCACGUGAAGCAUCCCGAAAUCCGAGCCAACCUGGAAGUCACAGAUGAAGUCCUAGAGCGAGCUGCAGGGACAGACAUCAAUAAUGUCUUCCAGCUCACCGUGGAGGUGUUCGAUUACAUGGACACGGAGCUGAGGUUGGCUGAGACAGUGCUGCGGCAGCUCAACACGUCCAUCGCCAUCUCCACGCUGACGGCGGGCCAGUGCCGCCUGUCUCCGCUCAUCCAGGUGAUUCAGGACUGCAGCCACCUCUACCACUUCACCGUCAAGCUGCUGUUCAAGCUGCACUCCUGCCUCCCAGCGGACACGCUACAGGGCCACAGGGAUCGCUUCCACGACCAGUUCCACAGUCUCAAGAAUUUCUUCAACAAAGCGAGAGACAUGCAGUACUUCAAAAGACUGAUCCAGAUUCCUAAGCUGCCUGACUCCCCGCCCAACUUCCUGCACGCCGCCUCGCUGGCCAAACACGUGAAGCCGGUGGUGGUGAUCCCCGACGAGCCGCAGGACGACGAGGACGACGACCCGGAGCCGCUGAUCGAGGUCGGAGACGUCCCCACCGCCAGCAGCGCCCCGACCCAGCAGUUUGACAUCUUUGACCAAACCUUCGGGGCUCCCAACGGGCGCUUUGAUGACCGGGACCAGCAGAUUGAAGGCCUCAAGCGAGACGUGGAGAUGCUGCGGGCAGAGCUGGAGAGGGUGAAGGCUGAGGCCCAGCGCUACAUCACGCAGCUCAAGUCCCAGAUCAACAGCCUGGAGGCGGAGCUGGAGGAGCAGCGGGCGCAGAAGCAGCGCUCCCUGGUGGAGAACGAGCAGCUGCGUAUGGAGCUGGAGGCCACGCGGCGCCGCAACGCCGAGCACGAGAGCGUCCAGGCCACCUUCAGCGAGGCCGACAAGAGAGCCCAGGCCACUGAGCAGCGCUACAAUAAGCUGAAGGACAAACACACUGAGCUGGUGGCUGACCAUGCUGAUUUGCUCCGCAAGAGCGCCGACACGGAGAGGAUCCUGACCGCCAGCCACCAGACCCACGAGGAGGUGGAGCGCAUCAAGAUGCAGAUGUCGCUCGAGGGGGAGCGGCUCAAACGGGAGGCGGACAUGACGCUGGAGGAGCAGAAGUUUGAGAUGGAGAAGCUGAGGAGGGAGCUGGCUGACAAAAUGGCUGAAAUGACGCAUAUCAAGUCCACUCUGCAGAGCAACGAGAAGGCGGGCAUGGAGCUGAGCGGCUCCAUGACGUCCCUGCAGGCGGAGAAGGAGCGUCUGAUGCGCUCGGUGAGCGAGAAGGAGGCGGAGCUGUCGUCGCUGCGGCAGUCUGCGCUAGCAGAGCAGUCCUCCCUGCAGGUGGAGCGGGAGAAGAGCAGCAGGGACCUGGGGAACCUCCAGAGCAUGCUGCAGGAGAAGGCCGGCCGCGAGGAGCAGCUGAAGCAGAAGCUCCUGGAGGAGCAGUUCUCUCUGCUCCAGGGGACGGUGAGCGAGGCGGAGAACAUCAUCCAGGACGCGGUGGCAAAGCUGGACGACCCGCUCCACGUCCGCUGCACGAGCUCCCCAGAUUACCUGGUGAGCCGGGCCGAAGCCACGCUGGCCUCCAUCGACCAUGUGAAGACGGGCCACGCCCAUUUUGUUAAGGACAUGGCAGACGCCGGGGCCCUGGUACGGGCCCUCACCCAGUUCUCCCACCUCGCCGCCGACACCAUCGUCAACGGCAGCGCCACCGCGCACACGGCGCCCGUCGACCACGCCGACCGGCUGACGGAGAACUGCCGCAGCUGUGCCGUGCAGAGCCUGGCGUACCUGAAGGAGCUGAAGGAGCAGGCCAGCGUCCGGAGGGCCGACCCCGCCGCCGUCCGCCUCAUCGUGCAGAAGAUCCUCCACCUGGGGCAGGAGCUGCGGCCCAAGGGCUCUGACGUGCGGCAGGACGAGCUUGGAGACAUGGUGGACAAGGAGAUGGCGGCGACGCAGGCAGCCAUCGACGAGGCGGUCCGCCGCAUCGAUGAAAUGAUGAAUCAGGCACGAAAGGACACAUCGGGGGUGAAGCUGGAGGUCAAUGAAAGAAUCCUCUUCAGUUGCACAGACCUGAUGAAGGCCAUUCGCAUGCUGGUGCUGGCUUCCACAGACCUGCAAAAGGAGAUUGCGGAGGGGGGGAGGGGAGCCGCCACCCUCAAGGAGUUCUACGCCAGGAACUCUCGCUGGACAGAGGGUCUGAUCUCGGCCUCCAAGGCAGUCGGCUGGGGCGCCACGCAGAUGGUAGAGUCUGCUGACAAGGUGGUUCUUCACACGGGGAAGUACGAGGAGCUGAUCGUCUGCUCCCACGAGAUCGCUGCCAGCACGGCACAGCUGGUGGCCGCCUCCAAGGUGAAGGCGGACCGCAACAGCACCAGGCUGACGGUGCUGCAGCAGGCGUCCCGCACCGUCAACGAGAUGGCGGCCAACGUGGUGGCGUCCACCCGGACGGGCCUGGAGAACCUGGAGGAGAAGGACACCAUGGACUUCUCCGGAAUGUCGCUCAUCAAGUUGAAGAAGGAGGAAAUGGAGUCGCAGGUGAAGGUCCUGGAGCUGGAGUCUCAGCUGGAGAACGAGCGCCUCCGGCUGGGAGAGCUGAGGAAGAAGCAUUAUGGGAUAGCGGGCGCGGCCCUGGUCUCCGACGACAACGGCGUGUCGUCCUCUGCCUCCUCCCCGUCCCACGGCAGUUCGUUGUCCCCCAGGCUACAGCAGAAGCCCAGCGUCAUGAAGAAACCAACGCUGGCCCAGAAACCCAGCCUCCUGCCCAAGAGCAUGUUCAAGUGAUCAAGAGCACAAAAGAAGAACUGGACUUUGAUGGUCGGACGCUGAGUGUCUAAGCUUCAGCCACAGACCGUUAGCACAGGGUCUCUUUUUACAGCUUUUUUAAAUCUCUCUCUCUCUAUAUAUAUAUAAAUAUAUCUUCACACAUACACAAGUAAUUAAUAUUAUUUUUGCCAAACUGAUAAUUUGGAUCCCAGAUGCCUAUAUCCCCAAGUAUGUAGUAUUUUGAUUGUAUUUUAAAACAUGUUCAUACAGCACAACCACCUCCACUGCUGUUAGUUGGUUCUUAGAGUGUACGGCACAAGGAAAGGAAACAAGGGAAGGAACCAUGUGUUCUUAGUGUGUAGGGCACGGGGAAAAAGGGAAGGAACCAUUUGUUCUUGGUGUGUAGGGCACAGGGAACAAGGGAAGGAAGCAUGUGUUCUCAGUGUCAAGGGCACAGUGAACAAGGGAAGGAACAGUUUGUUCCUUUAUCAUGCUGAUUUGUUUCAUCUAUUUUAAACCACUGUAUAUGAGCCCCUCGUGGCUGCAGAGCCUGCUGCACUGUGUUGAAUUGUGUCUAUCCUUCUUCACAUGUAUGUUUUCUGGUGACUGAAAGGUGCUGGUGCACGUGGUGCAGGAUGAGCACAACAACACACCUCACGUCUGUUUUCUGCACUGUUUGUCAUGUUCUGCUGGGUGGUGGUGGAGCCAUGCCCCCUGGUGACUGGUUCUUAACUGAUGGCCGAGGGAGUCCAUUGGAAUGUAUAGCUUUCAUAGUGUGUGUGUGUGUUUCACCCUCCCUCCUGAGUUUUGCGUAAAGGGGCUUUGAAGCGCAUCUUUUCUGUUCUAUCCUUCCUCUGUAUGUACUGUCUUUAUACACUCAGAUCUAUUAAUAUAUUUUAGUAAAGAUAAAGGUGGUUUCCAUUGUAAGAAUUGUAAAUGUGCUGAAUAAACCAUGACUGUUUAUGAUUAAGUAUGUCUUC